UGGGAAACGAACAGAGAUCAUCCAGGGAGGGAGAACGUAUGGAGUGAGAAGAGGGGAGGCCCAGGAAUACCGCUACUCAAGGUGGCCGCGCAGCUUCCUGGCGGGCACCACCGCCAGGGCUCGAGUCAGGCAGGGCCGGUGUUGGAAGCCGGCUGUGGGGCUCUGUGGCUGAGCGCUCUUGGCGAAGUCGGGUACCCUCCCUGUGAUCAGCAGUCACACCUGGCGAGAAUGCGCAUCUCACAGGAAUGCUGGGCGAGGACUUGAGAAGAUGUGCCAGGUCUGCCUGUGUGUCACCAGCACUUGCAAGGCUAGAAAAGGAGGAGGAACCUGUCAGAAUUCCUGCAGGACAGGAAAAGGAGGGGACAUCUCAACAUGGAAAGACUCUACAAUGAAAAUGAAGGAAAGCCAGAAGAUGAAGUAAAUACAGAAGAUGAAGGAAAGUCAGAUGAGGAAGAAAAGCCUGAAGUGGAGGGGAAGCCAGAACAUGAGGGACAGCUCCAGGACCAGGGACAGCCAGAUGAUGAGGGACAGCCAGAUGAUGCGGGGAAGCAAGAAAAGCAGGGCAAGUCUGAAGAUGAGGGAAAAGCACGUGGUGAGGGCAAGUCAGAACCCCAGGCAAAGCCAGGGAGCGAGCCGCGGGCUGCCGAGAAGCGCCAGGCUGAAGAUUAUGUGCCUCGGAAAGCAAAACGAAAAACAGACAGGGGGACAGACGAUUCCCCCAAGGACUAUCAGGAGGACUUACAGGAAAGGCAUGUGGGCAGUGAGAUGAGAGAAUGUGGAGAUGUGUCACGGGCUCAGGAAGAGCUAAGGAAAAAACAGAAAAUGGGUGGUUUUCAUUGGAUGCAAAGAGAUGUGCAAGAUCCAUUCGCCCCAAAGGGCCAAAGGGGUGUCAGGGGAGUGAAGGGCGGAGGUAGGGGCCAAAGGGGCUUACAUGAUAUCCCAUAUGUUUAACGCCCUCGGCCUUCAAUUCUGAUUUCUCUAAUGAGAAUAUUGCCCACCCUGCUUUCCCUGGCAGGCAUUUGCCAGGCCAUGUGCUUUAACCUUAAGCUGAUAGUUUGCUUUAGGUGUCACUCUUGUUGCCAGUAGCCUUUUGAUCCAACUACAGCACUCUGUUUCAGUAGGGGAUUUCCUCCCACGUGCAUGGAAAAGAUGUCCAUGGUACUUUGUAAAAUAACAAAGAAAAAUGUUUUCAGAACCGCAUAUACGGUAUCAGCCCAUUUUUGUAAAAACAUUGUUUGCCUAAUGCAUUUGGGCACAGAGAAAACCCUGAAGGUGUGUACACUGAAAAGAGGCGAUUCCUCUAUGGUGGCCCAAAAUAGGUCUUGCCUGUCCUCAGGAAUGAGUGCAGUCACCUGAUGGUUAGGCACCUCCAUGCCAUUCCUCGGCAGGCGUGCCCAUCCCCAGGUUGUCCCCGAGUUGGAACCAUGUCAGGGGGCACUGAGGCCCCUUCUCCUGGGUCCACUACCAUCCCGUGGCUCCCACCUUGUGUGAUUCUUUUUCUUUGCUUUUGUCACUCAUCACUUUUUCCUAAAGGAUAUAUGGGUUAUAUUUGUCAUAAUAAAAAAUAUCUAAAACCAGAAAAUAAUACAUGACAAGUGAUUGAACUGUUCAGUGAGUUUAUGAGGGCAAUGAAGACACUUAAAUUUCCUGUUGUAAGAAUAUGUAAUAAUAUGUAAAACACAUUACCUCUGGGACUUUUAGAGGAAUUAACCUGGCAGUUAUAACAGACCCACUGAUGUAAGGGUCAGUAUUGUCAUCUGUGAAAUGGGGAUAAUACUUGUUUCACAGGUCUGCUUAGUGGGUCAGAUGAGGUACUGAGUAUGUGAGCUGUGUUGUGACCCAGCCUCCACCAGAUACUUGGGGGAGGAAUACUUCCCACACCAGAUACUUGGAGGAGGACUGAGAGUGGUCUCCCUGUGUCCAGGAACAAAUCGGGCAGCUGAGAGAUGGGUGUCAUUCUCUCCUAGAUACUGCCAUAUCUCUUGGGCACUGUGCCCCUUUUCCUAGGUCCCUUAUAAAUUACCGACAAUGUCUAGUGAGUUGGUGGCCUUAACUUGCCAAAAGCCUAUCAAUUUCUCCGGAGCCAAUGAGUACCCAUCCUUGACCCCUAUAGAAGUGUGGAUAAAAUCUUCUCACCACUUUAGAGUUACAAUUACCCAGUUACCUGUGAGUAUGUCCCUAGAGUUACUUGGGGCUCAAUACCUUUCAGAUAUUUUUAAGCAAAAUGAUCAUUCAUCUGUAUUUUGUUGGUUUGUGUAUUUUUGCAUAUAUAAAUAUCCCUCUCACCAAAUUCAGAUAUUGCAAGU
Messenger RNA from Rhinolophus ferrumequinum (greater horseshoe bat), 2306 nucleotides. RefSeq names its product transcription elongation factor A like 6 (gene TCEAL6). The transcript is spliced from 3 exons. NCBI's taxonomy places the organism in Eukaryota, Metazoa, Chordata, Mammalia, Chiroptera, Rhinolophidae. The record is from RefSeq and is a predicted model, not a curated record. Bases 373 to 951 code for a protein of 192 amino acids.